AAAAAAGACUUUUUCUUUUUACGAUAUGGGCAAAUUUACUCCAAGAAAACCACAAAAACCAAAGGCACCUGCAAAGAAAAAGAAGGAGCCCGAAACUUUUGACGAGUUUAUGGAAGAGGCUCUUCAGUUUGAAGAACAAGGUGAAAGAUACCAUAGUGGUGACCGCUCUCAACGUAAUUAUGAAAGAGCUGCUGAUAUGUAUGGAAAAGCUUUUGAAGUGAAUAACCAAGAUGCGGAUUGUGUAUACAAUUGGGGUCGUGUUUUAUUCUUGCUUGUCAAUUUUUUGCCUUCUCAUGCUACACCCGAAGAAAAGCUCGAGAAACUAGAUCAAUCAAUCGAAAAAUUCAGAAAAGCAUUAGAUUUAGAAGCCAAUAAGACAGAUGCACAAUUCAACUUGGCACAAGCACUUCAUCAGCGUUCCGAGAUUCUUCAAGAUACAACUGAAGUUGACAACUCUUAUGCUGCUUCUGCCAUGGCAUUGCAAGAAGCUAUUUCAUUGUUUGAUAGCGUUUAUGAUUUGCAAGAAAAAGAAUAUUUGGAUCUAAAUGAACCUGAUUCACAACAAGAUAUGUCGGCACCACAACAAGAUAUGUCGGCACCGCAACAAGAAGAAGCAGAGGAAGAAGAGAGUAAACCAGAUAACGAUAAACAAGAAUUUACUACGGUAACCAAAGUGGAAGCAACAACUCCCUAUUCAUUGAUAGAGACAUUGUUGUCUACAGCAGAAACAAUGACAACCAUGGCUUCUAUGCUCGCUUCAUUCCCUGCAUCCAUGGACUUGUUCAGUAAAGCCAAAGCUAAGCUUGGUCUAGCUGAAAAAUGGCUAGCCAAAAUUACUUCCACAGAUGAUGAAGAAAAAAAAUUAGCGCGCAUUCAAAUCAACCUGAAAGAAGCAGCCACUUAUGCAGCUAUGGCAGAUCGUUCAUUUGUUGCUUCGAGUACAGUCGACAGCAGUUUAUUUGAAAAGGCUAUUGAACGACUCGAUGAAAUCGUUGAACAAUAUGAUUCUCGUCAUGUAGAAGCCAUGUGUGAUCGUGGUGAUGUGUUGACAUCGUAUGGACAAGCUAUUGAAGAAGUAGCCAACAAAAAGAAUUUACCACUUGUGCCUGAAAAAGACGGAAAAGAAGUAUGGCAAUUAUAUGCCUCUGCUACUAAGUCGUUCCAAAGUGCAUUGACAUUAGAGCCCAAGAACUUGAGAAUUCUCAACAAAAUGGGUGAUUUAAGUUUGAUUCGUGCACGCUUAGAGCUGCCUGUUGCUGAAAGAAAUAGACACCAACUACUCAAGAAUGCUGUAUUUUAUUUCAAGCAUGCAGUUGAAGUAGAUAAAGAAGUCUUGACAAGCGGGUAUCUUGGUUGGGCCAUGAGUGAAUGGGCACUAGAGGAAUGGGUAGAAGUUGCUGGUAAGAAAGAGGACGCACUCAAGAUUAUUCGUGUCUGGAUAAAGCGUGGUGGUCAUGGCUCUUUGUUUAGAAGUUUAGCCGAAGAUAAUGAGACUUGGGAUCAGGAGUUUGUUGAAUUUAUUAUAGAGAACUUUUUUGAUGACGAAUCAGAAUAAACACAAAAUUUAGGUUAAAAGUUUAAUCAAGGUUUCUCAUACCAGAUGAAAACCUGGGGUAAAGUAGAUGCUACUUUUUUUUUGAAAUCAAAAAUAAGUCUAUCUUCACAUUAAAAUGGUUAGUUG
Molecule: messenger RNA, 1681 nt
Organism: Gilbertella persicaria
Lineage: Eukaryota; Fungi; Mucoromycota; Mucoromycetes; Mucorales; Choanephoraceae
Exons: 3
Coding region: 26-1555 (509 amino acids)
Molecular function (GO): protein binding
Source: RefSeq, a predicted model, not a curated record